CCCAUAAACCCAGAUGAUCGCGAUUUGCAGUCCACACUCCACAACGGCGCCGUUUCUUGGAUCUGUAUUUCAUCGUAAAGCGUGAAGCGCUGAGCUGCGACAAAAGCAUCAGUUGAUCUUCUCCCUGUCUGUAACUCCUUCAUAUACAAAGUAACGAAGCCUUGACCACAAAUUUUACUUGUCCUCAUGGGUUCUCCGGCCAUCGUCAAUCUCGCCAAGAAUCUCUCCGUCAUGGUCAGAGUCGAAGGACCUGACCCGAAGAGGCUGAAGAUGAGAAACCAUGCUUUUCAUCAAUACAACUCUGGAAAGACAACACUUUCAGCUUCUGGGAUGCUAUUGCAUGAUACCCUUUACGAUGUUGAUGUGGCUAAGAGAAUUUCAGGCGGGGGCAAUCAGGAUUUGUGUUUGGUGGUGACUGUUGCAUCCGUUGUUGAGCCUUUUCUAUCCCAAAAACACAGGGAUAGCAUUUCCCAGAAAGAAGUUAUAGUGAGCCGACCAGAGUUGAUUUCUGGUGCGCAGAUUGAUAUCAUGGUUGAGAGUAAUGCGAGCGUAGACAGAGAUAGUGAGGCUCCUUGUUGGGUCACUGCACAACUCUUAACAUUGGUUGAUGUCCCUGAAUCUUCCCUUGGUCUCCAAUCUCUUAUUGAAGAUUCUCCAUCCACACCAGAGCAAGGAUGGGAGGUUGGCUGGUCCCUAGUCUCGUUUGCUUAUGAUUCUAUGUCUUCUGUGGAUACCACUCAAACACAGAGGCAUUUGGUGCAAAGGGAAUCAAGUAUACGAAGUCUUAUGGGCAGAUCAACUACUCGAAUGGCUGUUCUUGGGGUUUCCUUAUGUAGUAAGAAUCUGCCGGAGAUUGUCAUAUCACCCUUUGAUAAAAGAGGAGAUUUUCUUCUAGUUCUGGGUUCUCCUUUUGGCGUGCUUUCCCCUGCACACUUCUUUAACAGUAUAUCAGUGGGAUCUAUUGCCAACUGCUAUCCUACCGGAUCAUUUAACAGGUCAUUGCUGAUGGCCGAUAUUCGGUGUCUUCCUGGAAUGGAAGGUGGUCCAGUUUUUAGCAAACAUGCAAGUUUAAUUGGUAUCUUAAUCCGACCAUUGAAGCAAAAGAAUAGUGGUGCUGAGGUUCAGCUGGUGAUUCCAUGGGAAGCCAUUGCAAGAGCUUGCGGUGACUUGCUGCUGAAGGUGCCUCAAAAUGCAGAAAAGGAGAUCCAUAUUAAUUUAGAAAACUCAAAUUCUGUAGGGGAUGCAUUUAUAUCUGAAGGAAGUCCUAUGUCCCACUUCCCUUCACCGGCACCUGUUGCGAAGGCAAUGACUUCUGUCUGUCUUAUUACCAUUGAUGAUGGUGUAUGGGCAUCCGGUGUUCUGCUUAACUGCCAAGGUCUAGUUCUCACAAAUGCUCAUCUGCUAGAACCAUGGAGAUUUGGCAAAACUCCUGUACAUGAUGCAAGAAAUGGAGCCAAACCAUGGUUAGCUCCUUCUUUUCCAGAAUCAUCUGCAUCUGGCAGGCAUGCCAGAGUUCAUGGGUCAGCUGAGACUCAGAGUUUUUCAUCUAAGUCACUAGAGACUGUCGAUACUUCAGAGGCUGAUGAACAGAACGAAUAUAAAUUGAGUUUUACUUACAAAAGAAGUAGAAAAAUACGUGUUCGUUUGGAUCAUGCUGACCCUUGGAUUUGGUGUGAUGCUAAAGUGGUGUAUGUUUGUAAGGGAUCCCUAGAUGUUGCCCUGUUGCAGCUUGAGUAUGUUCCAAGUCGGGUUUGCCCUAUUGCUGUGGAUUUAUCUUGUCCAUCUUCAGGAUCAAAGGCAUAUGUUAUUGGACAUGGAUUAUUUGGGCCAAAAUGUGGAUUUUCCCCUUCUGUUUGCUCAGGUGUGAUUGCGAAAAUAGUCAAGGCAGAGAUGCCACUGUAUGAUAGACACAUUCUGCCAGCAGAGACACUGUUUCCAGCAAUGAUUGAAACAACUGCUGCUGUCCAUCCAGGUAGUAGUGGCGGUGCUGUUGUCAAUUCAGCUGGCCAUAUGAUUGGACUCAUUACAAGCAACGCAAGACAUGGUGGAGGGACUAUCAUACCACACCUGAACUUCAGCAUUCCAUGUGCAGUUUUGACGCCUAUAUUUGAAUUUGCAAAAGACAUGCAGGAUUUUUCUCUACUGAGAGAUCUUGAUCAACCGAACGAGCACCUUUCUUCGGUAUGGGCGUUGAUGCCACAGCUUUCCCCCAGGCCCAAGCUUCCCUUGCCAAGUACACAGCAGUCACUCCUGGAGAAUGAUGCAAAAGUGAAGGGUUCUCGUUUCGCUAAAUUCAUGGCCGAAAGACAGAAGUUGUUGGAAAGGCCAACUCAACUUGGCAAAACAGAAAGGCUAUCUAAUGAGAUUUUUCCAAGUAAGUUAUGAUGACCCAGCAUUUCUGUUGUGCAAGCAAACUGGCAAUUAGCGUAACAAUUGCAAGUUCUGGUCGCCUUGGAGAAUGAAUAGUCGUGAAAAACUGCUUACCUGGACUGAAUUUGUUUCACUGGAUCCUUUUAGUGUUAAAGAUCAAUAACAUGAUGUUCCCUCGUAUAUGCAAUGUGCUUCUGCCGAGCGUGUUAUACUGGAAUAAGAUUAUUCUGUUUCUGUACGAACUUUACAAGCUCACAACAAUAAUAUGGCAAAGCAAAUGAAGCCAAUCUGCAAUAUACAAAAUUUCUUUUGGCAAAUCUUUGUUUCUACCAUCCGAGGUAUUAUGUAAAUGAUCUGUGUAUUUACC
Molecule: messenger RNA, 2737 nt
Organism: Tripterygium wilfordii
Lineage: Eukaryota; Viridiplantae; Streptophyta; Magnoliopsida; Celastrales; Celastraceae
Product: glyoxysomal processing protease, glyoxysomal
Exons: 14
Coding region: 187-2385 (732 amino acids)
Biological process (GO): protein processing
Cellular component (GO): peroxisome
Molecular function (GO): serine-type endopeptidase activity
Source: RefSeq, a predicted model, not a curated record